GUCACUCAGGCAGAGCAUUUGCGGGGCGCGCAAUGUUUAGCGGGGCCCAAAGUCGCCAUCGCGGUCGCGCCCCCAUGCAGCGUUCCACCCUGGCUUUCAGGCGCGGGCGCACCUGGACUAUCCCUUUCUUUGCGUCGUCCGCUUGCAAACAGAGCGGGCAAAAUGGUGUCCCUCAAGCUGCAGAAGCGGCUUGCCGCUUCGGUUCUGAACUGCGGUCUGCGCAAGGUUUGGCUGGACCCCAAUGAGGUCAACGAGAUUUCGAUGGCCAACUCCCGCCAGAACGUGCGGAAGCUCAUCAAGGACGGCCUCAUCUUCCGUAAGCAGCCCGUCAUCCACUCCCGCGACCGCGCUCGCCGCUCGGCGGAGGCCAAGGCCAAGGGCCGCCACACCGGCUACGGUAAACGCCGCGGUACCCGUGAGGCCCGCCUGCCCGAGAAGGUGAUGUGGAUCCGCCGCCUGCGUGUGCUGCGCCGCCUCCUGAAGAAGUACCGCGACUCGAAGAAGAUCGACAAGCACCUGUACCACGACCUGUACAUGAAGGUCAAGGGUAACGUGUUCAAGAACAAGCGCGUGCUGAUGGAGGCCGUGCACAAGCAGAAGGCGGAGAAGGUGCGCGAGAAGACCAUCGCCGACCAGUUCGAGGCGCGCCGCGCCAAGAACAAGGCGGCGCGCGAGCGCAAGGCCACCCGUCGCGAGGAGAGGCUGGCCGCGGGCCUCCACCUCGAGGCCCCGGCGACCAAGCCCGCCCCCGCCCAGAAGAAGUAGACGGUCCAUCUAGCGGGCGGCACCCAUCUGCCGUCUGACGGUGGUGGUGUCAAUGAGAGAGUUGUCGACGGACCGCUGUAACUACCGGGGUGACCAACGACCCGAAUCGUACCGCCGCGCUGUGAUGGCGUGGCAGCGUCAACUGGGUGGGAGGGCUUGCGUGUAUAGUGCAGCAGUAGCGACAGUUCGGUGGCGCCACUCACGCCGCAACCAGUUCCCGGAGUGCGCGCGCCGGCCAGGGGCGGGUCCACCACCCGCCACGGCCGUGUCGUGUACUGCUGGGGGCCGGGCGCAGCGCUUGGUUCCGCCAACCACCCGUCGGGUGCAUAAGAAUGACUUGUUGGUGUACGUGUUGGCAAGUGUAACAUCCCCGUUGC
Molecule: messenger RNA, 1142 nt
Organism: Chlamydomonas reinhardtii
Lineage: Eukaryota; Viridiplantae; Chlorophyta; Chlorophyceae; Chlamydomonadales; Chlamydomonadaceae
Product: ribosomal protein L19
Exons: 5
Coding region: 163-765 (200 amino acids)
Biological process (GO): translation
Cellular component (GO): cytosolic large ribosomal subunit; ribosome
Molecular function (GO): RNA binding; structural constituent of ribosome
Source: RefSeq, a predicted model, not a curated record